GACAUAUUGUCGCGUCAUUUCAAUAUUUUUCGAAUUUCGAAUCCCAAGGUAACACAAAGCGGGUUGCAUAAAGAACGAUAAUGGUGGUCAACAAACCCAGUGGGCGGUUCCGAUGGAGUAAAGGAACUCCACAUUACAGGAAAACGUAACAGAAUCCAUUAGAAGACCCGACUAUAAUACCAGUACUUCCAAGCAAGCGGGCCUUUAUAUUAACGCCGUCUCCUUCUUACGAAUGUGUCAUGGCAUCUAUGGCUAUUAGCUCUUUUUUUCAGCGCAUACCAGCUGAGGUGCGCCGGAUGAUUCUCAUCGAGGCUUUUGGGAAUCGUACUGUGCAUCUAGAUCUUUGUUUCGACCACCCUGUGGUUUAUUUAUCCGACGAGGAAGCGCAGAAGCAACGUAGUCAUUGUGGUACCGAUCCCGGACAGGCCCGCCGCUCAAAGCGAGAUACAACACGUCCUAAGGCCUGGAGGUGGUUCAGCUGCGUAUGUCAUCGCGAUACUGAACUUCGCGUACGUGGGAUGGGCAGCAGUUCAGAGCCAUAUACUGACAUCUGCCUUGGCGGUACCGCUGCAUCUUGUCGUGGAUGGCGCGGAGAAUUCCCGUAUAAAUGCUUUAUAGGCGUUAUGGGAUGGCUUCUAGCUUGUAGACAAGCAUAUACAGAGGGCAUUGAAAUCCUCUACUCUACCAACAACUUUCAUAUCUCUAACGGCGAUAUGAUUCAUGCCUUCCCUGGUUUAAUUAGAGCUGAACACCGGGCCAUGAUUACCUCAGUAGAGAUGAUGUGGCAACUCAACUUACAUGCAAACGCGGCGUCAGGCUGGGAUCAUCUUACCGCUUUAGUGCGUGCGGUUCCAAAUUCUUUUUCUGGGUUGAGGAAGCUCUAUAUUUGUCUUGGUGGUUCUUGGAAGCCACCAGCAAUUAGUCCUGAUAAUUGUAUAGGGGAGUUGGAGACCAGUGUUCUAGAAGUUAUGGAUGAAAUGGUAAGGAAUCUUGGUCCGCAGUUGCAGGAAUGCAGCAUUGCGGUACCCGCUAAUAUAUUCUGGCCUCAGCGAGAGCAUGGUAUUAGACAAGGGUACAAGUUUGAAUCUGGGCCUGGGAAUGUGUCUGAUCGUGUCUGGCGGCCACUCGCACCUCUGCGAGAAUCUGAAAACGAAGAGGGGGUUGAAUCUGGAUACUGGAUCAAAGAAGGGCCUGACGAAAUACCUUAUCCAUUCGCGCAUAUAAUUGCUGGCUAAUUUCUAUGUUCGGUUUCUGCUAUUUUGAAGGUACACCGAUUUGCACUACGAAGGAAUAAUACUUCUCAUCAAACCUAUCAAUAGAAAAUACGGAUAUGACUUAAUAUAAAUCGUCGAACUUCCGAUCUCUGCCUUACACCCCACGAUGAAUACGAAUAGCUCGUGUAUAUACAUAACGGAGUCUACUAAAGAAUCCAAGGGCAGGCUGAAUUAUAACACCAUCCCAAGUAUUCGACGUGAAAUUCCUUCUACCGCAAGAUAUAUUACCUGUUCCGUUACGCCCCUGAGUUGAAUUGCCGGUACAAAAGGCCGAUCCAGUUAGAGGCCAGGAUUUGUGAAGACCUCCCGGCAGUCGAUAGAGGGUAUGUGUGGUGCCACAGUGCGUACUGCGUCCGAUCUUGUGUACCUACGACACUUCGGUACUUUAGUAUCCCAUAUGUAACGAAGUUUUUGGCCUCUGCAUAGAUGAUAAACUGGCUUAUUUCUGAUUCCCGAGCAUUUUCUAG
Molecule: messenger RNA, 1741 nt
Organism: Daldinia decipiens
Lineage: Eukaryota; Fungi; Ascomycota; Sordariomycetes; Xylariales; Hypoxylaceae
Exons: 2
Coding region: 240-1235 (331 amino acids)
Source: RefSeq, a predicted model, not a curated record